AUGUCGCUCGACUUGGAAAAGCAUUUGACCUUUUAUGGGGCAUACCACCACAACACCGUCAACAUCGGCAUUCACAUGGCAUGUGUGCCGCUCAUCCUAUUUUCAGGAUUUUGUCUCGCCACCAACACAGGAACUCUCAUUCCCCUUCCCGCCUGGCUUACAGUUCCCAACUUGGAUCUCAACCUGGGAACCCUGGCAGCAAUUACCUGGGGCGGGUUGUACGUGCUUCUUGAGCCCGUCGCCGGCACCUUGCUGGCCGCCAUCUGCUUGGCCGCCACUGCAGCUGGCAAUUCUUUCAGACUCGAGAACCCCGAUUUGACGAACAAGGUCGCCAUCGGAGUUCACGUCGUCUGCUGGAUCUUCCAGUUCAUCGGCCACGGCGCUUUCGAGGGCCGUGCCCCUGCUCUGCUGGACAACUUGGUCCAGGCUGUCUUUCUGGCCCCUCUGUUUGUCUGGCUGGAGUUCCUCUUCAAGCUCGGCUACCGCCAGGAGCUCAAGGGCCGUGUCGACAAGGCCGUCGAGAAGGAAAUCGCCAAAUUCAAGGCCGCCAAGGGCAAUGGCGAAGCCAAGAAUGGCAAGGCACAAUAG
This is a messenger RNA of Colletotrichum karsti, 588 nucleotides long. RefSeq lists its product as uncharacterized. The record is from RefSeq and is a predicted model, not a curated record. Bases 1 to 588 code for a protein of 195 amino acids. NCBI's taxonomy places the organism in Eukaryota, Fungi, Ascomycota, Sordariomycetes, Glomerellales, Glomerellaceae. Gene Ontology annotation, cellular component: endoplasmic reticulum. Gene Ontology annotation, biological process: sphingoid catabolic process. The transcript has 3 exons.